This is a messenger RNA of Hypanus sabinus (Atlantic stingray), 4366 nucleotides long. It is a transcript of the gene ifih1, whose product is annotated as interferon induced with helicase C domain 1. Gene Ontology annotation, cellular component: cytoplasm. Gene Ontology annotation, biological process: positive regulation of interferon-beta production; innate immune response; response to virus. The record is from RefSeq and is a predicted model, not a curated record. Gene Ontology annotation, molecular function: double-stranded RNA binding; DNA binding; zinc ion binding. Bases 539 to 3604 code for a protein of 1021 amino acids. The transcript has 16 exons. NCBI's taxonomy places the organism in Eukaryota, Metazoa, Chordata, Chondrichthyes, Myliobatiformes, Dasyatidae.
AAACGCUGUGAAAAUUUGCUUUUGCAGUAGUUUAGAACAUUACAAACAUAAAUCAUAUGAACUUGAAUCAGCAUAAAUUAUACAUAAAUGACACAAUAGAAUAAACUUAUUUUCCUUACAAACUUAGAUACACUCUUGAAAGAGCAAUAUGAAUAAUAUAACCAUUAGCUUUGACGCUGCAUUUGAACGCGUCGGCUUCAUUAUAAACCAAUAAAAGCCCUUCCAUUUAGAAAAUUAAAACAUUUUGUUAGUUGGAUUGCCCUUUGCACAGAAACAGAAAACGGAACUUUCUUUUUCCGAUAGAUGCUGAGUUCCUCCAGCAUUUCGUGUGUUGCUUUACUUCCGCUCGGCUUUUCUGUGCUAUCUCUCGCACUCGAAAGUCCCCGGAGUCGUCACUGUUGUUUCUCCACAAGAGAAAUGCGAAAUCGAAACUGAAAGUUUCCUCUUAUAUAGUUAAAGUGCAGAGGGAAGGCAGCGCUCAGAGUGGCAGUAACCUCCCAAAGGUUCACAGUAAAAUAUUCGCUAAGCAGGGCUCAGGAUGAGCAGCGACGAGCUGCAGCGGCAGCGUUUGGCGCUCAUCGAGUGUUUCUUCGGCCGCCUGGCCACCAUCAUCCAGGUGGAGCCGGUUCUGGACUUCAUCCAGUUCAUGGAAGAAGCCGACAAGGAGGAGAUCCGCGCCAGGAGGGCACAGCGGGGCAACCGGGCUGCCGCCCGGCUGCUGCUCACCAAAAUCGUCGCCAAGCCCCCUCCGGAGGUUUGGUUCAAGCAGUUUGUCACCGCUCUGAGGGAAGGGGGCUGCGAGCACGCCGCUGAGUACAUCGACCCGACAGAAGGCGAUCUGAUGCCCCCAUCACUCGAGGCUCGCAACGACCUGGAAGUUCAACUCGUCAGGCUCUUAUCACCAACUCUCAUCGACAAGAUGGUACCGAAAGAAGUUGCCGCACACUGUUUCACCGAACAGAUUCUUAUCAUGGAUGACUUGGAGAAUAUUAUGAGUGAAACUUCGAAACAUGGGAAUCAAGCUGGAAUCCGAGAGUUAUUGAGCAGAAUAGUGGUGAAGCCCCCUGGUUGGUUCUCCAAGUUCUUGGGAGUAUUACAAAAGACUGGACAUGAAGAUCUUGCAGAUAUCCUAGCUGGCAAUAAUUGCAAAUCCGAGACAGAAGAAGAAAAUCAAGAUCCAUCUGGUGGUCAGUUGGCAACUGAUGAACAGAACAAAUUGGACGAUGCUAACCCAGUCCAGUUAGCUCUUAGAAGCAAUGAGCAAGCAAUCCAAGAUUUGUACAUAGGGCCCAGUUCUGAUGGGAAAGAUGACCAAGUUAGCAGCAGAGACAAUAGCAUCAUGACAGACAUGUCUACAAUGGAUUCAUCUCUGAAUACAGAUCCUGCUUUGGAUUCAUUGGAGGCAAGUAAUUGCAGUUUAAAUGGCAGUCGCUCUGGUGAAUCUGGAGAAGAGAAUGCCAGCUCAGAUGGAGAUGACGAAAACGAAAAGGAUGGCCGAAAUUCCCCAGUUUCCGAGAUCCGGCUCCGAGACUAUCAGCAGGAAGUAGCAGCUCCAGCCUUGGAGGGUAAAAAUAUCAUUAUUUGCCUGCCCACAGGAAGUGGAAAGACCAGAGUGGCUGUCUACAUUACUAGGCAUCAUCUGGACAAAAUGAAGUUACAGGGGAAAACAGGGAAGGUUAUUGUGCUCGUUAACAAGGUACCCCUGGUUGACCAGCAUUUCCGUAAGGAGUUCAAUCCAUUCCUAAAAGAUAAGUACAGCGUCAGCAAGAUAAGCGGUGACACCCAGCUGAAGAUCUCCUUCCCUCAAGUGGUGCGUGAAAAUGACAUUAUUAUCUGUACUGCUCAGAUUCUGGAGAAUCAGCUGGCUGAGCCCAGUAAUGGUGAUGCUAAUGAUCUCAAGAUAACAGAUUUCUCACUGAUAAUAAUUGACGAAUGCCACCACACUCAGAAGGAAGGAGUGUACAAGAGCAUAAUGACAAGAUACAUCGAACAAAAGUUGAACAAUAAGAAAGAAUCUGUAGCGCAGCCACUUCCACAGAUUCUUGGACUAACAGCAUCACCAGGCGUGGGCGGUGCAAAGAAGAGGCAAGGAGCAGAAUCACAUAUUUUACAGAUUUGUGCAAAUCUCGAUGCUAGUAAAUUAAUGACCGUGAGGACUCACCAGGAGCAACUGAAGGACCAGGUGAAAGAUCCAGUGAAGAAAGUAGAGGUUGCUGAAGAACGAGCUGAGGAUCCUUUCGGCUGCCAGAUCAAAGACAUGAUGACGCAAAUCCACAGCUUCAUGAAACGAAGCGCUGAUUCAGACUUUGGCACCCAGUCUUACGAGCAGUGGAUUGUUCAAAAGGAGAAAACAGGAGCAAAGACAGAGGAUCGUAAGCUACGAGUCUGUGCAGAGCAUUUAAGAAAAUACAAUGAUGCUUUGAUGAUUAAUGAUACCAUUCGGAUGAUUGAUGCGUAUAAUUAUCUCAUGGACUUCUAUAAAGGCGAAAGAAGGAAAAAAUAUUCAGAAGAGGAGGAGGUACCGAAGUCAAAAUUGGAUGACACUGAUAAAUUUCUUCUUUCCUUAUUUAAUGAUCAACAAGCCAAACUUCAGAGUCUUGCUGGAAUGCCUCAGUAUGAAAAUGGAAAUCUGACAAAACUACGAAUAGCUAUACUUCAGGAAUUCACUAAAAACCGAAAUUCAAGAGGCAUCGUAUUUACAAAGACUCGUCAAAAUGCACAUGCUCUGCACGAGUGGAUUGAAGAGAAUGAGAAAUUUAAGGAUGUUGGAAUUAAGGCACAUUACUUAACUGGAGCUGGCAGUAACAGUCAGUUCAAGCACAUGACUCAGAAUGAACAGAAGGAGGUGCUCAGUAAAUUCCAUGAUGGAGAAAUAAACCUUCUGAUUGCAACAACUGUUGCAGAAGAAGGUCUGGAUAUCAAGGAAUGUAACUUUGUAAUUCGCUAUGGCCUCGUCACUAAUGAGAUUGCCAUGGUCCAGGCUCGUGGCAGGGCUCGAUCAUAUGACAGCACUUAUGCACUUGUAGCCCGUGAGGGAUCAGGAGUUCUUGAACGUGAACAUUUAAAUGAUUUCCGUGAAUCCAUGAUGUAUAAAGCGAUUCAGAAAGUGCAAGACAUGCCAGAAGAGGAAUACAAGAAGCAGAUAGAAGAAAAGCAAUUGCAGAACAUAAUGGAGCACAAAAUGAAAAAGAGGAAAGAUUUGGGAAAAAGAAUAAAAAGUGAUCCUUCUAAAGUGACUUUCCAGUGCAGUACCUGUAGCAGACUUGUUUGUACAGGAAAAGAUAUUCAAGUAAUUGAAAACAUGCACCAUGUGAAUGUUACAGAUGACUUCAAAGAUUUGUAUGGAGUGCGAGAAAACCAGUCCUUGCAAGAGAAAUGUCUUGAUUACCAAACAAAUCAAGAGAUUUUUUGUAGGAGCUGUGGUCAGUCUUGGGGAACAAUGAUGGUUCAUCGUGGAGUGGAUUUACCUUGCUUGUCAAUCAGAUAUUUUGCUGUAUGUAUCAACGAGAAGAAUUCUGAAAAAAGUACCUAUAAAAAAUGGAGGGACGUUCCCUUCAGGCUACCUAAUUUUGACUAUGUCAAGUAUGUUGAAAGCCACAGAUAAUAUUUCUAAUAGCACUUUCUAAUGUCAUUUGAAUAUUGACACAUUUUGCAUUUGCUUUAAACCAAAUAUUCAUUAACAAUUAUAUAAAUUGUGAUCAGAAGAAGGAAAUAUAUUGGCCCCAUGGUCUUCUUGAUUUAAUUUCCUUUCAUUGUUAGCAAUGCAACGUAUGUUUAAAUGUCUGCACUUACAUGGUACUUGUAAAAUAUUUCAAUGCUGUAAAUUGUAUUCUGACUUACUUAAAUAUAACACAAUCAUGGGCUGAAAAUGCGAUCUAGAAAUCAUUAAAAGACUUAAUAGGGCGAGUAGACCUAAAAUCGGCUUCUAAUCGGAUGGACAGGCUUCAUUUACUUGCAGCCAAUAGAUAAUACCCAGUGUUCUCAGAAUAGUACACUUGGGGUUUUAUAUAAAAAACUUAUGAACUCCAAGAUACCCAAGCCACGAGCAGCAAAAAUUUGUCUGCUUCUAGUUUAACUGAGUGAUGAAUGAGUGUCCAUGUCACCGGAAUGAGCAUCUUGUGUAUGAGGAUGGUUGGGGGGGGGGAGGGUGGUGCAGGAUUAUAAACCUUCAGAACAAGGAGUGUCUGCCUGAGUGAGACUUACGAAUGUGAAAUAUUGAAAUAGCUUAUCUAGGAGAGUAAAUGAUUGGUAUGGAAAUAUGAUAAUCUGCAGUUGUUUCAGCUUAUUCUCUGAGGAUAUUAAUGUAUCUUUUAUGAGAAUGAAAAUUAAAUAUGUUGUGAUUAAAAGAAGUAUCUUUUUUGAGGAA